Molecule: messenger RNA, 3739 nt
Organism: Seriola dumerili (greater amberjack)
Lineage: Eukaryota; Metazoa; Chordata; Actinopteri; Carangiformes; Carangidae
Product: frizzled-3-like
Exons: 11
Coding region: 634-2910 (758 amino acids)
Biological process (GO): canonical Wnt signaling pathway; non-canonical Wnt signaling pathway
Cellular component (GO): plasma membrane
Molecular function (GO): Wnt-protein binding; Wnt receptor activity
Source: RefSeq, a predicted model, not a curated record
CGAGGAGCGUCCUAACCGCUCGUUAUUCUUCACACAAGGACCUGCUUGUUGAAUCCACUCCAGUGUGGCAACUGAAGUGAAAGUCUAUUCUGUGUCUUGCAGAGGAAUCAGCAAAAUCAUUUUGAGGAUAAUGGCAUCUUUUGGGCUUGAUCUCAGGUGAUUCUUCGAAACAUUACUUGAAGCAACAAGAGUGAGAGGAGACAAAAACAACGUGGAAGGAAUAGAUGUACACUACCCACUGAAGACUUCCAGGAGACAACUGAUGGUGGAACUAUUAUCUCGGGGACAUGCUCUCAGUUUGGGGAUGGAGCCAGGGAAAUCUGUCUUUGAUCAGGGGAGUACCAGGAGGUGGAGAGAAAACAUGUAAGGUUUUUUAUUAUUAUUUUAUUUUAAUGAAAAACAAUUAGGUGUGCAUUUAAAGGCACCUUCUGAGACACACUGCAAGAAAAGGAAAUCCUGCAAUGGCUUUUGAAUAUGAAGACUGACACAAAGAGCAGAUCCAUUCAUGGCCUACAGAUGAAUUGGUACUCCAUCACAUGCACUGUUCAGGGUACAUUUCCAGAGUGUACCUACCUAGUGGAUUCCUUGCUUUUCCACCACCACUGACCCUAAAAAUGGACACAAUUGCUUCUAAUGUUGAGAGGCUUUAAAAUCAACCUCUGCAUUUUUCCAAGGCUAUCUAGUGGUUUUCUGGGUGAUGAUAAAGUCAUCAGUCUGAACCCCUGUGGAGAAAUGUCGGACUUUAAGAUGCAAGCACCUGUUGGAAGAGGAUGUAUGAAAGACUGGUUUUCAAAAACUACACCAGUCUACCGCAGACAGCCAGAUCCUGUCUGUUUUUCUUUCCUCCUCAUCUCUAUCUUCCUACUACUAUUCUCGCUGGUUACACCCACUCUCUCCAUUCAUAUGGAGGCCAUAGAGAGCCACAGUGAGUUUACUUGUGAGCCCAUCAGACUGAGAAUGUGCCAGGAUCUGCCUUACAACACCACCUUUAUGCCCAACCUACUGAAUCACUACGACCAGCAGACAGCCGCAUUAGCCAUGGAGCCUUUUCACCCCAUGGUAAACCUAGUGUGCAGUGCUGACUUGAGGAUGUUCCUGUGUGCCCUGUACGCCCCUGUGUGCACUGUGUAUGGCCGGGUGUCCAUGCCGUGUCGAUCCCUCUGCCAGCGGGCCAAAGACGAGUGCCACAAACUCAUGGAGAUAUUUGGAGUAGUCUGGCCAGAUGACAUGGAUUGUAGCAGGUUUCCAGAUUGUGAUGAGCACUACCCUCGUCCACAGGACCUGCUAACAGGCUCUGACCCCACUGACCAGUCAUCCAUGACUGUCCAGAGAGACUAUGGUUUCUGGUGUCCCAGAGAGCUCAAGGUUGACCCAGACCUGGGUUACACUUUCAUGGGCAGGAAGGACUGUUCUGCCCCAUGCCCCUCAAUGUUCUUCAACCAACAGGAGCUGACGUUCACCCGAUACUUCAUAGGAGUCGUCUCCAUUGUCUGUCUGUCCGCAACACUCUUCACCUUCCUGACGUUUCUCAUUGAUGUUACCAGGUUUCGAUACCCUGAGCGUCCAAUAAUCUUCUACGCUGUGUGUUAUGUCAUGGUGUCGCUGGUGUUUUUCCUUGGUUUCCUGUUGGAAGACAGGGUAGCGUGCAAUGCAGUCAGCCCUUCUCAGUUCAGAGCUUCAACCAUAACACAAGGCUCACACAACAAGGUAUGCACCCUGUUCUUCAUGGUCCUGUAUUUCUUCACCAUGGCCGGCAGCGUGUGGUGGGUCAUACUGACAAUCACUUGGUUCCUGGCUGCUGUGCCUAAAUGGGGCAGUGAGGCCAUAGAGAAGAAAGCCCUCCUCUUCCAUGCUGUUGCCUGGGGGCUCCCAGGGGCCCUUACUGUCACCCUGUUGGCCCUGAACAAAAUUGAGGGAGAUGGGAUCAGUGGAGUGUGUUUCAUAGGGCUCUAUGACAUAGACGCCCUGAGGUGGUUUGUUCUGGCACCACUCUGCCUCAAUGUGGCGGUGGGUGUCUCUCUUCUGUUAGUGGGCAUUGUGGCUCUGAAUCGGGUGCGCAUGGAAAUCCCUCUGGAGAAGGAAAAUCAGACCAAACUAGUCAAGUUUAUGAUCCGAAUGGGAGUGUUCUCGGUGCUCUAUCUUGUCCCCUUGUUGACUGUGAUUGGGUGCUACCUGUACGAACACACCUACCGUAACAUUUGGGAGACAACAUGGAUGGAGGAGAACUGCAGGCGCUAUCACAUCCCCUGCCCAUACAAGGUGGAGAAAACCAGUCGGCCAAUCAUGGUUUUGUUCCUAAUUAAAUACCUGAUGAUGCUGGUGGUGGGGAUUCCCUCUGUUUUCUGGGUGGGCAGUAAGAAGACCUGUUUUGAAUGGGCCAGCUUCCUGCAUGGACGCAGACGCAAAGACAGUGGAGUGAACGAGUCUCGCCAGGUGCUGCAGGAGCAGCCAGACUUUGCCCAGUCUCUACUGCGUGAACCCAACACACCCAUUAUUAGGAAGUCCAGAGGAACAUCCACUCAGGGCACCUCCACCCACGCCUCCUCUACCCACUUGGCUGUCCUAGACGACCUUGAUGAACCAGCCAGAACUCAUCAUGGCCAUCCCACCUCCACCAGGAGUAAAGCAAGCAGCGUCCACAGCAAGGCCAGCUACCACGGCAGCCUGCGCCGCAAUCGAGACGACAGGAGCGAUACUAUGGUUUACCGAGGUACCGAGGCGCGCAGUUUCCAUGGCAGCAUGCCACGUCUUGACCACCCGCUCUCCACUCACAGCAGCCUCCAUCAGAUAGAUGGCCACUCGAGGCACAGCAGCCAGCAAGACGUAUCUGAGGCCCCACCUACUCUCAUCACCCACGGAACCACAGCAAGUGACAGCCGAGUUCCUGAGAAUGACGGCACAAGCGCCUGAGAGAAGUCUCAAUUUUUACAGGAAACUAUUGUCAGUAAGCUGUAAAUGCCUUUCAAAGGAGGGUUUGCUGCCUGCAGAUGCACACUUGCCUGUUUAGUGUGUUAAUGUAUGAAGAUGGAGAAUGUACCAGUGAGUGCUUUAGUGGUGACAGUUGGUGUUACUCACUGGUCAGUUGUUAGCUGUGUGGUUACUGACUAACACAGUUCAGUCAGUGAACAUAAUCAAUAUUUUGUAGAUUCAGUUAGGUUUCACUGUAAGCCGAACAGGUAUGUUACCAUAUUUGAAUUUACAAAAUUUUGGUAAACUAGACUAAAACUGACAAUUCAGAAAGGGAGGUUGAUGUAUCUCAUGGACAAGAACAGUUACAGUUUCCUGCAGGUGUAAUGUGGAUGAUUUAUCAGAUCCUGGAUUUGGAGGUUGGACACCAGUUUUGAAAGCGUCAUGACCUGUCUGACGGUGGCAUUACUUCCAAAUAAUGAUCCUGCAUCAUCUUGCAGAAGCUACGUGAAUAUUAUUAAAUGUGUGAACAGUGCUAAGUACUGCUUUUAUAACAAUCUUAAAUGGUUUGUCCUCUCCCUUGGUAAUGUGUCACAUGAAACUUUGACUUAUUUCAGUCUGAUCUAAUUAUUCCCAAUCCUCGUUUGUCUUAGACUGCAGCUCUUAAUGAAUGAUGUUUAUCUUUGUGUGGCUUUAGGGACUGACAAAUAUGGGCCUAAUGUGACAAUGUGGACCUCUCUGUACUUUAGUGAAAUAUUUUCAUACUGUGAAAAUCAUUUGUUGACUGCUGAAAGCUUCACUGUGUGUGUGUGUGUGUGUGUGUGUGUGUGUG